This is a messenger RNA of Hemibagrus wyckioides, 2631 nucleotides long. It is a transcript of the gene adat2, whose product is annotated as adenosine deaminase tRNA specific 2. Bases 768 to 1409 code for a protein of 213 amino acids. Gene Ontology annotation, molecular function: tRNA-specific adenosine-34 deaminase activity; zinc ion binding. The transcript has 6 exons. Lineage: Eukaryota; Metazoa; Chordata; Actinopteri; Siluriformes; Bagridae. Gene Ontology annotation, biological process: tRNA wobble adenosine to inosine editing. The record is from RefSeq and is a predicted model, not a curated record. Gene Ontology annotation, cellular component: cytoplasm; nucleus.
AGCUCCUCCUCCCUCUCUGAAACUGUUCAGUUAAUCAUUAAAAAACAGUAUUCCUGCCCCUAUUGGUUAUUACAGUUUUGUCCACUGUGAGCAAUAAUAAUUUUGUGUAAUUCAAUUAUCAGGCACAAUUGCAGGACAUAUUUCAAUAUAUUUAUUUACGGUUUGACAAUCACGCUUGCUACUGCUGCCUACAGCUAACCGAUGAUGACGCUAUAAAUGUGCGACCCGGACCGUAAAGUUUGGAGAUAAGGUUCUGUCCUGUGUGUUUAACAAAAACUAGAAGUGUUUUCUGGCCUGAAUUGCAUACGACAUGGAUAUAUGUCAUUGUAAUAUGUAUUAUAAUGAAUAACGUAUUAAAUAACUUUAAAAAAAAAAAAAAAAAGAUCGCUGUCAUGUUUCAACAAGUUGGCUGUGCAUGCAGUAUUUUUUGCGCAGCUACUAUAAACAAUACAUCUUUUGCUUCAUAAACCUGAGACAGGUAGCAAAUUCUUCUAUUUCACUAUAAAGGAACAUACUCCUGACUUUCUACAAACUCUUAUUUACUUAAUAAUUGUGAUUUAGUAACUUUUUUUGCGGUGAAUGCUUGCUCGAUUCUGCUGCUGUAAUUAAUUCCGCCUGACUGGUCCCUCUUCUAUUAUGUUCCCCAGUGAAAUAGCAUUACCUACUCAUCGUUCCGUUUUGCACUGGAAGUUGUACUCGUGCUCGAGUUUAUUCAGAAGAAAUUCAGAAAUUCUGCUUUAAUUUAUUUGAAUAAAACAUUUUCCGAGAUGCGAUCAGAUAACACAGAAAGCGAUGUGAUGAACGGAAGUUUCCUCCAGCCCUCGGACAGUGAGCUUCAGAGAUGGAUGUCCAGUGCGUUUAUCAUGGCGAAAGAAGCUCUGGAAAGUGGAGAGGUGCCUGUUGGAUGUCUGCUGGUUUACAACAACAUGGUUUUGGGCAAAGGAAGGAAUGAGGUGAAUGAAACCAAAAAUGCCACACGUCAUGCAGAAAUGGUGGCACUGGACCAGGUGUUGGAGUGGUGUUCUCACAGGGAGCUGGACCCUAAGGAGGUGUGUAAGUGCUGUGUUCUCUACGUGACGGUCGAACCCUGCAUCACUUGUGCAGCUGCACUGCGUCUGCUGAACAUCCCCCUGGUCGUAUACGGCUGUAAGAACGAGCGAUUUGGUGGCUGCGGUUCAGUGCUGGACGUCUCCUCGGCUGAUCUUCCUCACACUGGAACAGCUUUCAAGUGUAUUCCAGGCCACAGAGCGGACGAAGCUGUGGACAUGCUGAAGACCUUCUACAAGCAAGAAAAUCCUAAUGUGCCGAAGCCGAAGGUACGGAAAGAUGGCAUGGGUCCAGCAGGGGGCAGUGUGACCACACACACACGGAAGCAUGAGGGUGAUGGAAAAAUGGCUGCUUCAGACUGAAACGGAAAAAUAAAACCCACCAUUUCCUUUUCCUCCACUCACAGACUGCACAAGUAUGUGGUCUGAACUUUUUUUUUUUUUUUAAGUACGAUUCCACUUCCUCCUCCUGUUCUUUCUGUCCUGAUGUAUAAACUCAGAUGCCGAAAACAUGCCUGAGUUUCUGAAUAAACUCUGAGAACUGCACUGACUGGAGAGUUCAGAAGUUAACACGUGAGUGAAGAUCAGGCGACGCAGCAGGAACAUCAGUGUUUCUCCAGAUCAUCUGAAGGUCCGGAAUAUUCACACCUGAAGCACACACACUAGAGUUCCUGCUCUGGGUGAUAGAGUUAGUUUGGAUAAAGGUGUUGAUUUAAAUGCUGCCAUUUUAAACAGGAGCAGGAGAACAUGAGCUGUGAUCAAACUGUGACGUGAGAGAGAACAUCUUCAUAUAAUCCUACAGCUGCUUCCCGGAGACAUGUGCUGUGUUUAUCAGGGAGACGUCUGCAGUUAUUACUCUGCACUUUAUUAAACCUGUCUAAUAAAACAUCUCUGAACAGUUUGAAGCAGAAUCUCACGGCAUUAUCAAAGAGGAUUCAAUCAGAUGCUCUGCUUUUAUUUCUUUAUGGUGCUGCAGUGUUUUGAUUUCUUCUGAUGAUGACUCAAACAUUCAAAGUACACUUAGUCAUGAACAUCUCUCUCUCUCUCUCUCUCUCUCAUACACACACACACACACUCUCUCUCCCUCCCUCUCCCUCUUUCUCUCUCUCUCUCUCUCUCUCUCUCUCUCUUUCAUACACACACUCUCUCUCUCUCUCUCUCUCUCUCUCUCUCUCUCUCUCUCACACACACACACACACACACACACACUCAAUCUCUCACCCUCUGAUCUGUGCCUCUAAAGCCUGAAGUCAUUGAGUCAGUAGUGUUGAGGAAGUGUAGUGUAUAAGGUUUCUGGAGAAACAUCAUGUUAGGAACAGAAGUCCUGUGUCAGCUGUGUGAAUAAAGCGCCUCAGAGGCUGUGGUGAAAACAUUGAUGUUAAAGUGAACAUUUUUGCUAAUGCGUGGUUUGUGCUGUUCUGUCAUUUAUGUGCUGCUGCUUCUUCUUUCGUUCAAUUUUCACAUGAUUACAUCCCAUAAUUUCUAACAGGACCUGGUUUCAGGCAACUUGUGACAGAGCAUGAUGUCAUGGAGCAAAUAUUCAAUACUUAAUGGGUAAAUUGUGGCAAUAAAGUGAUAUUAAAGG